Messenger RNA from Gongylonema pulchrum, 350 nucleotides. Lineage: Eukaryota; Metazoa; Nematoda; Chromadorea; Rhabditida; Gongylonematidae. The record is from the annotation of a GenBank genome assembly.
GAAUAUCGAAAGGUGUUGGCUUUGUGCGAUUCGAUCGAAAAAGCGAAGCCGAAGAGGCAAUUGAGAAACUGAAUGGUACAAUUCCAGCUGGAUGUACCGAGCCAAUCACUAUUGCGCAAGCAGCAUCGGCAUUAAUGCCGCUUGCGUUGCUCAGUUCACUUACGGCAGCAUCUGGACGACGAGUUGGCACCGGUCCAAUACAUCAUACCCCUCAGACAGGGCGUUUCCGCUACACACCGUUGGCCGGAGCCCCAGGUACCACAGCAGCAACAACGGCAGCAGCUACAGCUGCUGCCGCAUCAAGCCCCGAGCUUAUCACAACACAACUUCUGCAGAUGGCUGCAGCUACA